Molecule: messenger RNA, 1491 nt
Organism: Dacryopinax primogenitus
Lineage: Eukaryota; Fungi; Basidiomycota; Dacrymycetes; Dacrymycetales; Dacrymycetaceae
Exons: 3
Coding region: 1-1491 (496 amino acids)
Biological process (GO): regulation of ribosome biogenesis
Cellular component (GO): nucleolus
Molecular function (GO): telomerase inhibitor activity; nucleic acid binding
Source: RefSeq, a predicted model, not a curated record
AUGGGACUCGCAGACAGAAAAGUAAAGCAAAAGAUCCAAGCGGAUCCACGCAACCUCACCUGGAAGAAUGACGCCUCCCGUUUCGGUCACGCAUAUUUGUCGAAGCUUGGCUGGUCUACUGGAUCAUCUCUCGGUCUCACAGGACAAGGACUGACCGAAUACAUCCGUGUUGCACACAAACUUGAUGCGCUGGGUAUCGGUGCACGCGUAGGAGGAAAAGAAGACAGGGACGGUCGAGCUGGGAGGGAGUUUGACGGCUUGUUGAGGAGGUUGAACGCUUCUGCCGAGGAGGGGGAGGAUGUUACAAUGGAGGAGAAUAUCAAGAUCUCUGGGUUUCAUAAGGCCAGUGGUGAGGAGGGACUUACGGUGGAGGGCACGGUAGUUGUUGAGGAACACAAGAAGGGGAAGAAGAGGAAGCGGGAGGUUACGGAAGAGGGCGAGUCCCCCAACAGCUCUUCCCCUGAAGAGACAACGACUGCUACGACGACUGUCACUAUCACUCAAACAACUACUCCCGCCUCCGCUGUGCCCCGCCGCCUCGCACAUCGAUCUCGUUUCCUACGUGCGAAAUCCCUCGCAAAAUCUGAUUCUCGCGCAAUGAGUGAAAUCCUUGGUAUCGCCUCCGCUCCUGCUUCACUGCCCGGUACGCCAAGGGACUCAUCUCCCGUACCUGCUGCGUUCCCUACUCUAUCUUCCGGGCCGGCUACUCCCUCCGAGCCACAGGAACCUGAAGUGACACCGAAGGACGACGAGCUGGUCAAGACUUCUACUUCAUCAUUCUCCGUUGCAGAUUACUUCAAGCAGAAGAUGCGUGCGAAGCUUGGACUUGCACCCUCAACUUCUGAACCAUCCUCUGCUCCUCAGACGCCGAUGGGAUCGAUGCAAGAGGAAGACGGAAGUAUGAAGAUGGGAAUGGGUUUCGGUAAGGGACUGGGACUUGAAGCGGGGAACGGGCUUGGGUUCAGGUCAGCUUCUUCCGGUACAGAAUCGGACGAGCAGAGGGAUGAGCAGGGCCACCUGGACGCGAAGGAGACUGAGGCUCAGGAUAUCGCUGAGCAUGUGGGGGAGAAGAAACGCAAGAAGGCAAAAAAGGAGAAGAAACAAUCUGCUGAAGUUCCCGUGCCUGAAGAGGGAAAGAAAAAGAAGAAACGAAAGUCAGAGGCCAUCGAACCUGUUGAGGUUACGAUUCCUAUGAAGGACGGGGCACCAGCUGCAGGCGAACGACAGAAAAAGAAGAAACGAAAGAAUGAUCUUAACGAGCACAAGAAUGAUGCUUCUUUGGCACCCGUCGACCCGCCAGAACCAGAACAUAAGAAGAAGAAAAGUAAGUCUGAUGUUGCUGCCGAGCCCUCGAGUGUCCCCCCGAUCCCCGAGACCGAACUCAUGCCAGCGAAGAACAAAAAGGAGAAGCGGAAGAAGCUCAUACCCGUUCAUCCCGAGCCGGUUGGGGGCGAGAAGAGGAAGAAGAAGCGAAAAACGGGGGAAGCGUGA